Meriones unguiculatus (Mongolian gerbil) is the source of this 431-nucleotide messenger RNA. RefSeq names its product late cornified envelope 6A (gene Lce6a). The transcript has 2 exons. NCBI's taxonomy places the organism in Eukaryota, Metazoa, Chordata, Mammalia, Rodentia, Muridae. The coding region runs from base 68 to 307 and encodes 79 amino acids. The record is from RefSeq and is a predicted model, not a curated record.
CCUCAGGCUCCUCAUGGCGUGACUUGUCUACUUAUCUUUCUUGAAGAUUUGACGUGUUAGCUGAGCAAUGUCACAAGAGAAGCAACAACCUUCGGCGCUCCCAAAUGCUCCCAAAAGUUCACCUCCGCAAUGCCCAACCCCCUGUCUUACUACCUGCUCAACUUCCAGUGGGAUUUCUUGUCCAGCAGGCUGUUCUUCCCAGAGGCAAGGGCUUCAGAACCCUGCCGGCCGCAGGAGACUUCACCAUCCACAGCCCCGCUGUCUCAGUGGUGGUACCACCUACCACUGCAAAGAGGAAGAGUGCUAAGAGUCUGGACACAGAGGAGGGUACAUAGCUGCAGUGACCUUCUCCCCGCCCAAAGUCAUGAAUUCCCCCAGGAAGCCCAGGCCCUCCACCUCCCUUGGCCUGAAAACCACUUCCUGUUUCUGUC